Messenger RNA from Patiria miniata (bat star), 3559 nucleotides. RefSeq names its product tyrosine-protein phosphatase non-receptor type 9-like. Gene Ontology annotation, molecular function: protein tyrosine phosphatase activity. Gene Ontology annotation, biological process: protein dephosphorylation. Lineage: Eukaryota; Metazoa; Echinodermata; Asteroidea; Valvatida; Asterinidae. Bases 647 to 3070 code for a protein of 807 amino acids. The transcript has 10 exons. The record is from RefSeq and is a predicted model, not a curated record.
GGUAUGUGUGUGACGCUGCUUUGUCUGUUACUGAAUUCAGCUUUUGUAUACCGUGCCUUUAGACUGUUAUCUGGUUGACCGUCCCAGGCUCAGCGACUUGCGUGUAUCGUGUUGUUUUUCUGGGAAUUUUCCUGUACGUUCACCAGUCCCAAAUUACCAACUUCAUUGUCACUCAGCCUGCAGUGCUGGAGAAUACUGCUUGAUUUAAUACCGUCAUCAACUGCUGUCAAACUGCUCUACACAGACAUUGAAGUUGCUAUGCGUCUUAUCAAUUCGUGAGACCAGAGACCGUCACGUCAUGAUCAUUGUUGAAUCCAACUGCACAAUUUUUGUAUAAAUCUGAGCAUAAGUUUGUAAACUGUCACAAUUAUUAACAGAACUUGCAACUGUAGCGAAGUUUUAGAACGCUUGGCUUGCAGAAAUUUCUUACAUUUAAAGAAGGAAAGCACACUUUGGUACAAUUCUGGACUUACAAACUUAAAGUUGUUAAACUGGUGUCUGGUACAGUUGAGGCAAGACUGAGAACUGUUUCAUCAGUGUUGAAGCAGACUUCACGUCGUGUGCGUUUGACAUCAAACUGUCACAUUGUAUUCAAGUCACUCGAUCUGGUUCUGUUGGUUCGGCUGUCUGAGGUACGGUUGUGACCAUGUUAGUAGUGGCAGUACAUAACGGACCGACUGUCAACGAAGCCAUGCCGGUUGACAUGGGAAGUUCAGGAGAUACUGGUAACAGUGAUGAGAAUAUGCAGGGAGAUUGCAUGGAGGGAGAUCUUCUGGAAGCCACACAUCUGUUCCUGGACCAUUUAAACAGAGUACGGGCAGAGUACAACGUGGCCCCGGUAUCAUGGAAGACCGCCGUACGAUUCCUGAUGGCGAGGAAAUUUGAUGUGAAGAGGGCACUAGAAUUAUUCAAGAACCAUGCGGCACUGAGACAAAGGGAAGGCCUGGGCCACUUAUCACCCACGGAGGAACCUCUGAGCAGAGAGUUGCUCAGUGGAAAGUUCACUAUUUUGAGAGACACAACAGGGGCAGCCAUUGCAUUAUUCUCAGCCAAGCUACAUGCUCCCAAUGCAGUACCAAUGCAGGCUGUCCUACAGGCAGUGGUCUUCCAGCUGGACCAUGCCUUGUCAGACAACGACACCCAGCGGAACGGACUGACCUGCAUCUACAACAUGACCGAGUCGUCGUUUGCCAACUUCGACAUGAACCUGAGCAAGAAGCUACUGGGCAUGCUCCGUGAGGGCUACCCGGCCAGACUGAAGCGGGUGUAUGUCGUGACACCGCCGCUGUGGUUCAAGGCCAUGUACAAGCUCCUUGCGCCAUUGCUGAAAGAAAAAAUUAAAGAACGGGUGACGUUAGUAAGUGCAGAGCGUCUCUGUCGCUACAUCCCAGCGAUGGCACUCCCCCGUGAGCUCGGAGGCAGUGCCGAGAUCAAACACCUCGAUUGGCUCAACUCCUGCCUGAACCACCAGGCGGGCGACAACAACCGCAACUCACAGGAUCUGAGCGACGAGUUUGCCGAUAGCUUGGCUGCCUUGGAGGCAAACCGCAAGGCUGUAGAACUCUUUGGUGGGAUCCCGUCUGCUAGCAAAGUCCCCCUGCCGUACCUGAACCACGUACAGGCCGGUCAGCGAGAGCGGACGUCUAGCAUUGGAUCGGACGCCAGUCAUGGGGUGGCCGUGCCUAGCCAGACAGGCAGCGCGGGCAACUCGGCCCCAUCCAGCCCAACACAGCUCCGUAAUCUCGCCCAGGAGAUCAAUGAUCACAUGGGCAUGCUGGAGAGAAUUAACAACAGCGACAUCCCCGACUGCAAAGCCGUGUUGGGCAGGACUGACCACCAUCCCCACCCCCAGAUUGUCCAGGGGUGCGUGGUGAGUGACGACGACGAAGAGGAAAAGGGUCAACAAGAGACCAGGGAGAAACACGAAACGGAACCAGUACGAGAAGCCAUCGCCAACCACAUCAACCAGACCAAUCACAAUAACGACGAUGAUGAUUUGGACGAUAUGCCCACAGAACCCCCUCCCAAACCGCCCCGCCCACAAGAACAAGUCUGUGACCCUGCCCCCACCAUGCCAGUCAGGCAUGCGCCCAAGGAGGAAUUGUCAGUGCACCAGCCUACUGAUACAGGAAUGGACUUAGAUGGACUGGUAGAUUACAUACUGCAGACUAAACAGAGGGGAAUAUACCAGGAAUAUGCAAUGAUCCGGGCUGAACCACCUGUAGGACAUUUUAAUGUUUCAAAGCACAAGUACAACUUGCCAAAGAACCGAUACGCCGACGUCCUGUGCUACGACCACUCACGGGUCAAGUUAAAAGUGACCAACGGUGACCCGUACUCGGAUUACAUCAACGCAAACACCAUGGAUGGCUACAAGCAGAAGAAUGCAUUCAUAGCUGCCCAAGGUCCGCUUCCAAGAACAUUUGGCGACUUCUGGCGCAUGAUCUGGGAGCAGAGCGUCCUGGUGGUUGUCAUGACGACGCGUACGGUGGAGCGCGGCCGGCUGAAGUGCGGCCAGUACUGGCCCGGGGAGGUGGGGUCGUCUGAGAACUACAGCUUCAUCGCCGUCAAGAAUCUGGAGAUGGAGAGACGGCGAGAUUACACCAUCACUGUCUUCAGCGUGCAGAAUAUGCAGACGGGAGAAACGCGACGAGUAACUCACAUGCAGUUCACCAGCUGGCCAGACUUUGGGACGCCGCGCUCUGCCCAGGCUAUGCUGGAAUUCAGGGAGGAGGUGCGUAGGUACCAGGCCAAGGCUGUGGAGGAGCUAGGGUCUGUGUGGACUAGCCAUCCGCUGGGACCACCCAUACUGGUGCACUGCAGUGCAGGGAUAGGACGGACAGGGACCUUCUGUACCCUAGAUAUCAGCCUGUCCCGCUUGGAAGACGUCCACACCGUCGACAUUUGCAACACGGUGCGUCGCAUGCGAGCCCAGCGGGCAUUCAGCAUCCAGACCCCCGACCAGUAUGAGUUCUGUUACUUUUCCAUCGUGGAGUUCACCCAGCGGGCUGGCAAGCUGGGUCCCGUCAAUUUCUCUGGUUAUGACGACAGCGAGAGCGAAAGCGAUUGAUUUGGAAUUGGUUCUCCAAGUCCAGGAGUCUGUUACUGUAAGGCUUCAGUCUGUUGUUUGGUUUCCCUUCAGUUUCACAAUGUUGUAGCGGAGUCCUUUUUCAAGUCCCUUAAAGGCAUAUAGGAUCAUUGACAUUUAUCCAAAAGUAGCCUUCUGAAUUAUUAUCAAAACAAUUACAUGGAUUAAAGAUCGUACUGGUACUAAACACCCUGUGAAAUUAUUCCGUCUGGCUUGCUGUCGUUUAGAAGAAAUCAGGAGAUGUAGGUGAUUUCCAACAAUGAGUCAAUUGACUGAUCGUUGGAUAUCAAUGAAAUGGUGGUUCGUGAUCAAUUCAAAAGGUUGUGCAUGGUUUUUGCACUGAUUUCUGGAAAAGCGUAAAAUCCACUGAGCUGAAACUUCAGCAGGUUAGGUUUUGAACAUUCUCCUUUGGAUUUUGAGUGGUGUUAUUAUUGGAAAAGAACAAAAUGCAGGAAGAGCAAAUGAUCCUAU